AUGAAUAAAUAUAUAGUAGUACAACACUAUUUAGUUGGUACUGCUGAUAAGUGGUUUCUUUAUAAUAAUGUGAAUAUUCCUGAUUGGUCUUCAUUUAAGAUUGCUAUCACUCAAGCUUUUCAACCCGCAUCUAAUCGAACAUUAUCAGUGGUUGAUCAACGGUCAAUAUCAGUACAAAAUGCUAAUUCAUCAUCAAUAUCAUCCGAAACAACCCCAAAUUCAUCCUCCACAUCUCAAGAUAAUUUUUCAGCAGUUACUGAUCUCAGUGGAUCAAUUUCAAAUAAACUUUCUCCACCAACCUCGGAAAUCGAAAAAUCUUCAAUAUUUAAACGAAUAAUAAAGGAUGAUCAACAAUUAACUAUUGUUGUUAUGCCUGAACCCUCAUCGCUUCAUCAAUUCGUAAACGAAAUUAAAGAUUCAAUCGUUGUUAACAUCCCAAAUAAUUCGUCCUCGAUACUUACAAGUACUCAAUUAACAUGUUCAUCUACACAGUAG
Rotaria socialis is the source of this 495-nucleotide messenger RNA. The record is from the annotation of a GenBank genome assembly. Lineage: Eukaryota; Metazoa; Rotifera; Eurotatoria; Philodinida; Philodinidae.